Molecule: messenger RNA, 1018 nt
Organism: Miniopterus natalensis
Lineage: Eukaryota; Metazoa; Chordata; Mammalia; Chiroptera; Miniopteridae
Gene: COA1
Product: cytochrome c oxidase assembly factor 1
Biological process (GO): mitochondrial respiratory chain complex IV assembly; mitochondrial respiratory chain complex I assembly
Cellular component (GO): mitochondrial inner membrane
Source: RefSeq, a predicted model, not a curated record
UUCCGUAAAGGGAGGCCCCUGCGGGGUCACGGUUGGUUGGCUCCCGCGGCGGGGUCGCUUCCUCCCUCCUCUUCAAGUGGCGCCUGGAAACAGGCGGUAGGCUCCGCGCCUCUGGAUGCUAUUAGGGGCCCCCUCACCCCCGAGUUGUGAAACCAGUUGUACAGAUUUAUUCUCCAGGAAGUAGUCACAGGACUGGACAAUGGGAAUAGGAGAACAUUUAUGUCAUUCUCACAAGCCUUAUGGGAUGAAUUCCACCUGCUACAUACAGGAAUGUCUCAGACAAAUUUCAUUUGAUGAUUUUCAAGAAAGCUGUGCUACAGAGUGUCAAAAGUCUCUAGGAAGCAAGAUGUCAGUGCCUCUGGGAAAACUGUUCCUUUUUACCAGUGUGAUGGCUAGUGGGGGCUGUGCCCUUGUGUAUUACCUUAUACAGAAAACUUUUUCCAGGGCUUCCUAUUACCAGUUGGCACUGGAGCAGCUGCAUAGCCACCCCAAGGCCCUGGAAGCUCUGGGCACUCCUCUCAACAUUCACUAUCUCCAACUCACCGACAAGUACAACUUCGUGGACAUUGCUGAUGCCCAGUUGAAGAUUCCUGUCUCUGGAUCCAAGUCAGCAGGCCAUCUCUAUGUCAGCUCAUCCAGAGAUGCCCCCUUUAACAGGUGGUACCUUCAGGAGGUCUGCUUAGAGCUCAAGGAUGGUCAGCAGAUUCCUGUGUUCAAGCUCAGGCGGGAGAGUGGUGAUGAAGUAAAAAUGGAAUAAAGGUGAUCAAAAAGACCCAGCUUUCUCCAAGCAUGGCCUUCCCUCAUCAACAUGUACCCUCUAUGUCUUUGAGCCAGUUUUCCAACCACCAGAGGGAUGAUUGUAUGUGCUGGCAUAUGAUAAUUCUGGUUUAAUUCUGAUUUGACCACAAUGAAUGCUAUUCAAGUUUUAUUUAAUCAGACAGAAAUGUUUAUUGUAAGUUUAUAAUUAUUUGAAAGUUCUCUGUACAAAGCACAGAAUAAAAGGCAUCAGUAUUAAUAA